AACCAUGAGGUAGCAUUCAAGGCUUUCUUUAUUCUCUUCGUUUGUGUUUUAUUAGAAGUUUUUUUUUUCUUGUUAUCUUACGGAAUACUCGCGAUAGGCUUACUGUCAUUAGCCUGUGUGACUUGGCUAUAGGGUCCAAUUGCAUUUAUCAAAUUACAUGGGGGUCUAAUCCUCGUCGAUCAUAGCCUAGAAUAGACACAACCAGCGGCGCUUUUGAACUAAACGAGUUGCACAGAUGGCUGCGGUGCUCUGUAGGACUGGUCUCCCGGACCAGUUUGCUUACCGAGGGGUUGAUGGGAAUCAUAUCCCUUUUUCAACAGCAGCCAAACGGUUUAUUCAGUCGAGCAGGUGUGAAUUGGUGAGCCCUAUUGAUCCAGACUUGGGUUUAGGAUUGUUCAAGCGCAUGCCAGUUAAGAUGGUUCUUAGGGAAUUUUCUAUCAAGGAGACGGGAGCAGCCGAGACACGGUCGAUCCCGCAAUGGUCGACACAGCACUUUGAGGCUACUGGUCGGCCACUCCGCAUCGCCAUAGACCAGUCUAAUUGGUGGUAUCGAAACAUCACCGCCGAUAAGGAGGCUGAAAUCAAGACAAAAAUUCCUGGUUCUCAUCCUAGAGAAAAACGGAUAAUGGAUCGGAUAUUCUAUCUUUUACGGAUGAACAUACAGCUCAUAUUUGUCUUCGACGGGCCAAACAGGCCCCUAAAGAAGUGGCCAGUAGAAUACAGCUACAGCGAGUCAAACAUAAGGCUCCUCAAAGAGCUGCUCGACCAGCUCGGUGUUCCCCGGCACGACGCUCCUGGCGAAGCAGCAGCCGAGUGUGUCCGGUUGCAAGAGCUCGGGGUCAUAGACGCCAUCUGGACGGACAACACAGACGCCCUCAUGUUCGGCGGCAGCCCUACGCUCGUGCAGUUCCACAAGAAGCCCGAAGGCGAUCAGUUCAGGAACUCCAACACAGUCCUCGUGUCCUCGGCUGCACGCAUAAAAGAGCGUGCCAAUUUGACGCGAGAAUGGUUCCUGAUGUACGCCACGCUCGUGGGUUGCGGGUAUACCAGUGGUUUAGACGGCUUCGACCCGACGCGCUUCUUCCACUUCGCGAAGCACUCGUGUUUCCAGGCCGCAGCCAACCUCCUCGCCGCCGCCGUGGAGACUCCCCUAUUGCUGAGCAAAUGGCGCCUCGUGGUAGCGGGGAUCAUCAACUCCACAUUUCCCGAGGGCAACAUCGCGCCGCCGCCGAAGUCGUUCCCUGACUUGAACGCAUUGGAGGGCUGUGCUCACCCCGCCGUGUCGCCCGACGAGGUCCUCCGGGAUCUGCCAUGUCUGCGCGACGGCUGGUUCCGCUCAUAUAGUCAGGAUAUGGUGAGUCGGUACCGCUUCCUCCUGAACAACUUCAACACGCAGAUCCACGAGAGCUGGGUAGCGCGAGAUUUAGUCCCCAUAGAGCUGAACCACCGGCUACGGGAGACGACCACGCCGGAGCAAUCAAAAGUGACACCCUUUGGCAUCGAGCCCCGGCCGAAGCGCAAAGACAUCCUCGAAAGUCCCAUCGUAGUAGAUCCAGUAAGAGUGAUACCCGAGUUAUUGAGCGCAUUCCCCUCGGAGAUGUACCGCGUGAUCAAUGGCAAACGCGUCAAGAUCGAGGCGCCCGUGUUCCGGCCGGAGGAAAUCGAACUACUAGACUGCGUACUACGGCGCGGGCUCCCCGAGGCCAAAGUGCCCAAAUACGCACCUCCCAAGAUCUCCGUGGCAAAGCGCAAACCGCCCGCCGUGCCUCCCAAAAAGCCCGCCAACGAACGCACCAGGAGCCCCGUCUCACCGCUCGCAAAACGUGUCUUCACCCCCGAGCGGCCACAACCACAAUCACAACCACACGCAUUGCGGCCCAAGCCGAAGACAAAGCCAUCCCUACAAUCUCUACCCCCACUCAACACGCAUCUCCCCGUCCCGAUAGCGCUACGCGACGUCGACACGAGCAGCAGCCCGACAUGCAUCCAUUUCCACGAGGACCUGACGCUGCCGGGCGAGCUAGACUGGCACAACCCGCCUCUAUCAUCCAGCCCGCCCAUGACCAGCAGUCCGCUCUUGCAGCUACCCGUGAGUCGGCGCGCCGACGUGCUAGCGGGCAAGCUCUCGGGGCCCGGGGGCCGCAAGGCGAGCAUAGCGCCGACGUCGCCGAUUCCCAUCAUCAAGCAGCCGGCGUGGGACCACACGGCGGGGAUCGACAUAGGCGACCUAUAACGACAACACAAAAAAAUCCGUCCAUCACGCAUCUGAUUUUCAAAGCGGCGCGGGGUAGGGGCUUAUCACCCUCCAUCACUAUCAACAUUUUCUUUUUUAAUUCUUCAUCAUCAUUACUUUGGGGAGGGGUUUUCUCGGUACCAACAACAAAAAACGACUGGGCUUUACAUCUAUCUUAUUUGUUAAUGUGGGAUCGGAGCAUAGGUAUUUCAUGCGUGCAUGCAUUCACACGGGGAACUUUUUAUGGCAUAUACUAGAUUAGAUAUACACUUCUGGACUUCCGAACUGCAAGACCACAGCUUACACUCGUUAAUAAUGUACAAUAUAUAAUAUGUAGUAGUACCUAGAUCGUGGUUCAAAAAGAUACCCAAUGCUAUCG
Molecule: messenger RNA, 2612 nt
Organism: Xylaria bambusicola
Lineage: Eukaryota; Fungi; Ascomycota; Sordariomycetes; Xylariales; Xylariaceae
Exons: 4
Coding region: 236-2233 (665 amino acids)
Molecular function (GO): 5'-flap endonuclease activity
Source: RefSeq, a predicted model, not a curated record